CCAAACCAUCUCAACUCAACUCAACUCAUCACCAUUCACUUCCAACAUUCUUUAUCACGGAAACGAGCAAUGUCAAAUAUAAAGUUAAACAGUCAAAAAACUACACAAAACUCACCUACCAAACUAACCCUUCGAUCUAAAACUUUUUCAAAAUUAUUAUGGCCUGAAAACUCAAAUAGAACAGAUCAUGAAAUCGAUCAAGCUCAUCAAUCUCUUCGUAGAUUAAUCUUAACAGAUCCAUAUGACGAAGAAGAAGCUACUCAUUUACGUUCAACAACUUGGAAAAUUUUAUUAGGAGCAUUAGAUUGUAAAGCAGAAUAUUAUUUUGAUUUAGUUUCAAGACCUCCUUCAGCUUGGUAUAAGAAAAUCACAAAUGAUACUUUUAGAACUUUAGCAACCGAUUCAUCUUUUCAAACUCGAGUUUCAGAUCAAAUGUUAGUUAGAUUACUUGAAGCUUUUGUUUCUAGAUCUCAUGAUAUGUCUCAAGAUGGUGGUACUGGUGAAUCACAAUAUGAUUUCACUUACGUUCAAGGAAUGAACGUACUCGCUGCACCUUUUCUUUAUACCCUUCCAUCCGAACUAGAAGCAUUCUUUUGCUUUACUAGAUUUAUUGAAUUCCAUUGUCCAUUAUACGUUCAACCUACACUUGAAGGUGUUCAUUCUGCAUUACAAUUACUAGACGAAUGCCUCGAAAUUGUGGAUCCUGAAUUAUUUCAUUAUCUUAGCACGAAGAAUUUACGAGCUGAGAUUUACGCAUUUCCCUCUGUUUUGACGCUCUGCGCUUGUACAGAACCGUUGGAUCAAGUGCUUCAACUAUGGGAUUACUUAUUAGCCUUUGGAGUAGGAUUAAAUGUCUUAUGUGUUAUCUCACAACUAUACAUGAUGCGUGAAAGAGUCUUGGCUCAUCCUUCUCCAAUGGCCAUCUUGAGAAAGUUUCCAACACUAGAAGCACGUCAAGUGAUCCUUUUAACUAAUGUUUUCAUACGAGAUUUACCACUCCAUUUAUAUGAAAAAUUGGUUCGACAUCCAUUUGAGACUGUUAAUUAAUAUGACUCGAAUGAAACUUUAACCUUUGUGUAAAUAUAUUGUUAAGUAUUGUAUUAUUUUGGGUGGGUUCAUCAUAGGAAUUCUUUUUUCAAAUUACUUUAAUUUAUUUCUCUUUUACUUUUGAUGCUUAAGAAAUAGGAUAUUAGGAUUGGUAGGAUUUUUGACUCAUUGUGUUAUUUUAUUAGUUUCAUGCAAUCUAUCUUCCUCACAACUC
Molecule: messenger RNA, 1261 nt
Organism: Melampsora larici-populina 98AG31
Lineage: Eukaryota; Fungi; Basidiomycota; Pucciniomycetes; Pucciniales; Melampsoraceae
Exons: 6
Coding region: 70-1047 (325 amino acids)
Biological process (GO): activation of GTPase activity
Molecular function (GO): GTPase activator activity
Source: RefSeq, a predicted model, not a curated record